Molecule: messenger RNA, 313 nt
Organism: Symbiodinium pilosum
Lineage: Eukaryota; Dinophyceae; Suessiales; Symbiodiniaceae
Source: the annotation of a GenBank genome assembly
GUCCUGGACCAGGGAGACUUCCGCGCCAUCACGCGUUACCACGCAGGUUACUAUGACUGGACGGUAAAUCCCAGUGCUAUGGUGGAUGCCCCUCGCGGAUGUGCCAUCCGGGGAGUCACUGGCGAGGGCAAUGUGGCUAUCGUUACGUCCGUCGGCGUAGGUCACCUCCGCGGUGAGGGCCGCCAACUGGAGCCCGCAAGCGAGGUGCAGGAAACGUCUCUGGAUGAGCUGCCAGCCCCGACCUCGCUGGAAGAGUUGGAGGAGGAGCCAGGCAGCGGUGAGAUUGUGGAUGAAGCACCGCUGGCCUUGUCAG